Molecule: messenger RNA, 1062 nt
Organism: Symbiodinium natans
Lineage: Eukaryota; Dinophyceae; Suessiales; Symbiodiniaceae
Source: the annotation of a GenBank genome assembly
AUGGCGGUCAAGAUCGGCAUCAACGGAUUUGGACGAAUCGGUCGCAUGGUCUUCCAGGCCAGCGGUGAUCAGGGAGCCAUCUGCGACCAGGGACUUUUGGGCUCCAAGCUCGAUGUCGUCGGCGUGGUCGAUAUGUCCACCGAUGCCGAGUACUUUGCCUACCAGAUGAAGUACGACUCCGUGCAUGGCAAGUUCAAGCACGAUGUGAAGAUCGGUGAGAAGGACGAGCUGAUCGUGAACGGCCACAAGAUCAAGUGCAUCCAGGCCAGCCGCGAGGGCCCCAAGGCCCUGCCUUGGAAGGACAUGGGCGUCAAGUACGUCAUCGAGUCCACCGGCCUCUUUGUGGAGUACGAGAAGGCCGCAGGCCACAUUGAGGCAGGCGCCGAGAAGGUCAUCAUCUCCGCCCCCGGCAAAGGCAACCUGAAGACGCUGGUCAUGGGCGUGAACCACACCGAGUACGACAAGGCCAACCACCACGUGGUGAGCAACGCCUCCUGCACUACGAACUGCCUCGCCCCGAUCUGCCACGUGCUCCUCAAGGAGGGCGUCGGAAUCGAGAAGGGACUGAUGACCACCAUCCACGCCUACACCGCCACUCAGAAGACCGUCGAUGGCGUGUCUGCCAAGGAUUGGCGAGGAGGUCGUGCGGCCGCAUGCAACAUCAUUCCUUCCGCGACCGGGGCCGCCAAGGCUGUGGGUGAGGUGCUGCCCGUCACCAAGGGCAAGCUCACAGGUAUGGCUUUCCGAGUGCCCACCCCAGACGUCUCCGUGGUGGACCUCACCUUCACCGCUGAGAAGGACACGUCGAUCGAGGAGAUCGACAAGCUCCUGAAGGCAGCCACCGAGAGCUACAUGAAGGGCGUGCUGUCCUACACGGAUGAGGAGUUGGUGUCCAUGGACUUCGUUCACAACAAGAACUCGUCCAUCUACGACUCCAAGGCCACCCUGCAGAACAACCUCCCGGGCGAGAAGCGAUUCUUCAAGGUCGUGUCCUGGUACGACAACGAGUGGGGCUACUCCAACAGGGUUGUGGAUUUGUUGACGCACAUGAUCAACGCGUAG